Setaria italica (foxtail millet) is the source of this 618-nucleotide messenger RNA. Its product is annotated as mitochondrial import inner membrane translocase subunit TIM17-2. The transcript has a single exon. The coding region runs from base 16 to 618 and encodes 200 amino acids. Gene Ontology annotation, biological process: protein import into mitochondrial matrix. Gene Ontology annotation, cellular component: TIM23 mitochondrial import inner membrane translocase complex; mitochondrial inner membrane. NCBI's taxonomy places the organism in Eukaryota, Viridiplantae, Streptophyta, Magnoliopsida, Poales, Poaceae. The record is from RefSeq and is a predicted model, not a curated record. Gene Ontology annotation, molecular function: transmembrane protein transporter activity.
GGCGGCGCCUUCGGGAUGGGCGCGGUGGGCGGCUCCGCCUACUACUUCGCCAAGGGCCUCUACAACUCCCCCAACGGCCACCGCCUCGCGGGCGGCGGGACGGCCGUCCGCAUGAACGCGCCGCGCGUCGGGGGCAGCUUCGCCGUCUGGGGCAGCCUCUUCUCCACCUUCGACUGCGCCAUGGUGUACGCGCGCCAGAAGGAGGACCCCUGGAACUCCAUCGCCGCCGGCGCCGCGACGGGGGGGCUCCUCUCCCUCCGCCACGGACUCCUCGCCACCGGCAGGUCCGCGGUCUUUGGCGGCGCACUCCUCGCGCUCAUCGAGGGCGCAGGGAUCAUGAUGAACCGCGUCCGGGACUACCCGGCGGAGGACCUGCAGAAGUACUUCCCCGGACUGCAGGAUCAGGGACAGUACGGACCACCACCUGGUUUCCUCGGAGUGCCGCCGCCGGCGGCGCCGGUCGUUGUUGAGGAGGUCCCCAUCGCCGCGCCUGGCCCGACCGGGUGGCUUGGAGGUUUGUUCGGGAGGAAGCAACUGGACAAGGUUGCUGGAGGGGAUCUUAAGUCGGAGGUGUUGCAGAUGGAUUUGCCCCCCGAGGCUAUUCCCUCUUUCGAUUGA